Messenger RNA from Biomphalaria glabrata, 689 nucleotides. RefSeq names its product 40S ribosomal protein S10-like. Gene Ontology annotation, molecular function: structural constituent of ribosome; RNA binding. Gene Ontology annotation, cellular component: cytosolic small ribosomal subunit. Bases 116 to 613 code for a protein of 165 amino acids. NCBI's taxonomy places the organism in Eukaryota, Metazoa, Mollusca, Gastropoda, Planorbidae. The transcript has 6 exons. The record is from RefSeq and is a predicted model, not a curated record.
UAAAAAGUUAAAAUAUAUACGUCAGUGGUCUUGGCGCAUACCGGAACUCUUCUUUCAAAUACACAAAUAUCCGGUUUUCCUUUUCUAUAUUUGUCGCUUGGACGAAGGCAUUAAAAUGCUUAUUCCAAAGAAGAAUAAAGUUGCCAUCUAUGAAUACCUCUUUAAGGAAGGGGUAUUAGUUGCUAAGAAAGAUGCAUUUGCAGCCAAGCAUGGAGAAAUUGAAGUCCCUAAUCUUCAUGUUAUGAAAGCUUUGACAAGCUUAAAAUCUAAAGGUUUUGUUCGUGAGCAGUUUGCAUGGCGCCACUAUUAUUGGUAUUUAACAAAUGAAGGUAUUCAGUACCUUAGAGAUUUUCUACACCUACCAGCUGAAAUUGUGCCAGCAACACUUAAAAGACAGACACGCACAGAGGCACCAAGGCCAGCUAGACCUAAAGCUUCUGAAGGUCCUCGUGGUGGUGGUGCUACAGAUCGCCAGGAAUACCGUAAAGCUGGACCACCUGGAGCAGACAAGAAAUCUGAAGUUGGUGCUGGCUCAGAAAAGUUUGAAUUUAGAGGAGGAUUUGGAAGAGGCCGGGGGAGUGGUGGCUUUGGCGGCACACCAGGUGGACAGUAAUAAACUAACUGUUUGGGCGACAAAUGGAGAUAUGUAUGGUUGUUAGUUGAUGGAAUAAAUCAUUACCCAAUCGAAA